GGUAUGCCUAACUUAAGAAUUAUAUAUAAGGCUAGUAAAAGAGUAUUAGAGGGAUUAUAUAGAUAUAGUAAUUUAGACUAUACUAGUUAUAUAGAAACACAAAGAUUAACUAUUAGAUAUCUAUUUAACUACUAUAGUAGCGCGAUAUCUUUUAGAUUAAAGUACUUAUAA
Messenger RNA from Amorphotheca resinae ATCC 22711, 171 nucleotides. RefSeq lists its product as hypothetical. The transcript has a single exon. The record is from RefSeq and is a predicted model, not a curated record. The annotation marks the transcript as partial. NCBI's taxonomy places the organism in Eukaryota, Fungi, Ascomycota, Leotiomycetes, Helotiales, Amorphothecaceae.